Messenger RNA from Adineta ricciae, 1341 nucleotides. The record is from the annotation of a GenBank genome assembly. NCBI's taxonomy places the organism in Eukaryota, Metazoa, Rotifera, Eurotatoria, Adinetida, Adinetidae.
AUGGCGGAUUCACCACAAUGGAACUCGUAUCCCGGUGUAUGUGACCUACAUGCUGAAGAAUUGACUGAUGAGCACUUGAUUCACACCGAUUAUUGUCGCGUGUGUGGCUAUCAUAGAGAAGAUCAUAUGCAUAUUCUCGAUGAUGACCACGAGAGAAUUACCAAUUUCAAAGAAGAUCCAAUCAAUAACUUCGAUUUUGAUGAUAUACCGAUUGACUCGAAUAAUUCUACUGUACCUGAGCAAGAUCUUCGAGGAUUAAGUAAACAAGAAGCUUCGGAUGCAUUGGAUAAAAUCUGGACACGUUUGCAAAUGGAACAAUUUGCUGAAAGAGAGACAGAAUUAGACGAAUCGUCUCUUAAGCUUCAAGGUCAAACAAUCCGUUGGUAUGAAUGUAUUUAUAGUCAAACAAAACCACCAACUGGUCACAGUUUAUGGAUAUCUAUGCACGGAGGCGGUGGUUGUCCAGCCCCGGACAAUGAUCAGCAGUACCAAAAUCAACAAAAACUCUAUGACCCAAGUGAGGGCAUUUGGGUAGUACCACGAAGUCCAACAGACAGCUGGGACAUGUGGCACCAAGAACAUAUUGAUGCUAUGUUCAAUCGAAUCAUUGAAAACUACAUUAUGGUUAAGGAAAUCAAUCCUAAUCGUGUGUACAUCUUAGGCUAUUCAGCCGGUGGCGAUGGUGUGUAUCAGCUUGCCCCGCGUAUGGCUGAUCGAUUUGCAGCCGCUGCAAUGAUGGCUGGACAUCCAAAUGAUGCUUUACCAUACGGUCUUCGCAAUCUACCAUUUGCCAUUUAUGUCGGUGAAAAUGAUUCGGCGUAUAAUCGGAAUGCGGCUGCACGACAAUGGGCUGAGCAGCUUGAUGGUCUACAAAACGCAGAUCCAAAUGGUUAUAAACAUCACGUGAAUAUAUGUGUUGAUAUGGGUCAUUGGAUGUGUGGUCGAGAUGCUGAAGCAUUGGAAUGGAUGGCACAAUGGGCUCGUAAUCCAUGGCCGAAAAAGAUUGUUUGGGUUCAGGAUAAAGUAUUUCACGAUCGUUUCUAUUGGUUAUCCUUACCUAAUUUGGUUCGAGUGAGGAAAGGUGAAAAAAUUACUGCGGAAAUCAACGAGCAAACCAUUACUAUCACUCUCACUGCAGACAUUCAGCAGCUUGAUGUUUAUCUUUCCGAUUUCUUGCUGAACUUAGAUGAACCGAUCAGUGUUCAGGUCGCUGGUUACGGUCAAGUCUAUCAUGGUCGUGUACCACGUACCGAACGAGCUAUAGAGCAAUCAUUACGUCAUCGUGCCGAUCCAACAUGUGCCGCAUCUGCUAUACUGGAGCUCGCGUGGGCAAAUUUUUAA